CUCUUUCUUAACCAUGUUCCACACUACACUAGUGUAAUAGUUAACCUAUAAUUUCAUCUAUUGUAGUUUUUGUAGGUGUCUCAAGUUUAUAGGAGUCAAUAGGUCACCAUUCCUCCGUCUUGAGUCUUUUCACGUUUUAGUAUAUAUAAAACUCGAAAACGAGUAAGUCUCGACUUGCAUCACACAGGUGAUUCCGAGCCUACCCCAAAAGUAUGGGAUUCUUAUCAAAUGGGCAUCAUGAAAAAGUUCUUGUACUUAAAAUUGUUAUGGUGGUUGUUGCCAUGGUGAGCUCUACCGCCUUUGGUGCAGGUAACUUUCAUGAGGCGUUUGAACCCACAUUUGGUGGCCAUAGGGUCCAAAUAUCCGGCCAAAGAAGCGAGCAACUCUCGCUCUCCUUGGACCAAGGUUCUGGAUCAGGGUUUCGUUCUAAGAAGGAAUACAUGUUUGGUAGAAUUGAUAUGCAAAUGAAACUUGUUGGUGGUAACUCUGCUGGCACUGUCACUACUUUAUAUUUGUCAUCUGAUCAAAGCACAGGCAGACACGACGAGAUCGAUUUUGAGUUCUUAGGAAACGUGACUGGCCAACCUUACACCCUUCACACAAAUGUGUUCAGCCAAGGAGAAGGUAAUAGGGAGCAACAAUUUCACCUCUGGUUUGACCCAACCAUCAACUUCCAUACCUAUUCCAUUGUUUGGAACCAAAAACUCAUCAUGUUCUUGGUGGAUGAAACACCAAUAAGAGUAUUUAGAAACUAUGAAGAUCGUGGAAUUAUAUUUUUUCCAAAGAACCAACCCCAAAGAAUAUAUGCAAGUCUUUGGAAUGCUGAUGAUUGGGCUACUCAAGGUGGAUUAGUAAAAACAGAUUGGUCUAAAGCUCCCUUCAAUGCUUAUUAUCGCAACUUCAACAUUGAUACCUCAAAUAAUGGGAGUUGGAAAAACCACGAUCUCAAUGAAAAUAGUAGGAAAAGAAUGAGAUGGGUUCAAAAAAACUAUAUGGUUUAUGAUUAUUGUAGUGAUUGGAAGCGAUUUUCUCAAGCUUUUCCACCAGAGUGCAAGCAUUCGAGAGUUUAGAUCGAGAACUAAUAUGCAUGGACAGAAGAUGCGUUGUCUGCCAUUUAAUUAUUAUUGAUCUCCACUAUAUUUAUUGUAUGAUUUCACAUUCUUUUACGUCACACAUUUGUUUAUCACAUGCAAUUGUUUAAGAUUUUAUGUAAUUUCAUAUUAUUAUUUGUUAUGCUAUUAUUCAUCAAUAUAAUAAGAUCAAGUGUUAAUUUUUAAUUUA
Messenger RNA from Beta vulgaris subsp. vulgaris (sugar beet), 1281 nucleotides. Its product is annotated as xyloglucan endotransglucosylase protein 1. The transcript has 3 exons. The coding region runs from base 213 to 1070 and encodes 285 amino acids. The record is from RefSeq and is a predicted model, not a curated record. Gene Ontology annotation, biological process: cell wall biogenesis; xyloglucan metabolic process. Gene Ontology annotation, cellular component: apoplast; cell wall. Gene Ontology annotation, molecular function: hydrolase activity, hydrolyzing O-glycosyl compounds; xyloglucan:xyloglucosyl transferase activity. NCBI's taxonomy places the organism in Eukaryota, Viridiplantae, Streptophyta, Magnoliopsida, Caryophyllales, Amaranthaceae.